Molecule: messenger RNA, 1139 nt
Organism: Leptidea sinapis
Lineage: Eukaryota; Metazoa; Arthropoda; Insecta; Lepidoptera; Pieridae
Exons: 8
Coding region: 38-1045 (335 amino acids)
Biological process (GO): proteolysis
Molecular function (GO): serine-type endopeptidase activity
Source: RefSeq, a predicted model, not a curated record
UGCUAAUGAAAUAUUGUUGAAUAUUUACAAUUUCAAUAUGUGUAUGGAAUUCAUCGCACAUAUUCGAAAUACUAUAGUCGUGGUGUUAUUUUUAGCCAUAACAUUAUGUUAUGGACGAGAACCUUUUAAGCCAACUGAAGGCUCAGUACCGUUUCUUGUAUACUUUGCAUCUCGUUACCGUGGUGUGUGUGUCGGGACUCUUUUAUCAAGGAGUUUGGUUAUAACGGCAGCUGUAUGCGUCACCAAUCCAACGACUGAGAUGCACGACUAUAGAUCCAUAACCAUCGUGACUGGUUCAUCCUACAGACAUCCACGACGUGGUAUUAAAGUACAAGUGUCAAAAAUUGUGCUGCCACGGAUAAACGAAACAUACGAAAUUGGAUACUUUGUAGAAAAAUCUCCGGCAUUUUUGAUACUCUAUCGCAAGGUUCCAGACAUUUUGACCGAAAUACCACCAAGAGGAAUUAAAAUAGACUACAAAGGAGAGAUACCAUUGUCUCUUCAUGAGGAAUGUCUAAUACCUGGAUGGCACUUCUUUUACAAAAAUGAUAAAAUAUUUUCAGGUAACAAGUUUCUUUUGCAAAGAAACUUGAGAGCCCAGUACGUGGAUAUCUCGAAACGAAGUGUAUGGUGCGAGACGCUGUCUUUAAAGUUUCAGCAAGCUAUUGUAAAUCUUGGUUACACAGGAUACUUCGAUAAAAAUGCUUGCAUAUGCGUACGAGAUACUGAAAGAAUAGCUCAGCCAUGUCAUGGAAUGUAUGGUGCACCACUAAUAUGUCAGGGUAAGGUUGUGGGCUUGAUGAUGGCUCCAGAUGCACAAUGGUCCAACUGCACUGGAUUCACUAACAUGAUUCAUUCAGUCAGUGCCGAGCAUUUAUGGGGCUUCAUGAAUUGUGUUAGCAGAUUAUUCGACCCCGAAUUCAAUUUAUCGUGGGACGAUCUAAAGAACUCACUCAAUGAAGAUAUGUACGGUAAUGAGUAUGAUUUUAUCCCGGCAGUGUACGACAAAGUGGUUGGCAGUUCCAGCACAAGUGAAGAAAAUUAAAGAAGAGAAUUUGUUUCAUUUUUAUUUAACAAUAGAAAAUUAUUUGAAGUGGUUGUUUAGUGAAAAUAACAAAAAUAUAAUAUUUAUAUUAAUA